Molecule: messenger RNA, 8007 nt
Organism: Penaeus indicus
Lineage: Eukaryota; Metazoa; Arthropoda; Malacostraca; Decapoda; Penaeidae
Product: mucin-3B-like
Exons: 27
Coding region: 1-8007 (2668 amino acids)
Source: RefSeq, a predicted model, not a curated record
AUGCCACCAACCACCACAGUGCCACCUACAACAGAACCACUGACAACUGUGCCACCAACCACCACAGUGCCACCAAUAACAGAUCCACCGACAACUGUGCCACCAAUCACCACAGUGCCAUCAACCUCAGAACCACCGACAACUUUUGCCACCAACAACAGAACCACUGUCAACUGUGCUACCAUCCAGCACAGUGCCACUAAUAACUGUGCCACCAACCACCACAGUGCCACCAACAACAGAACCAACGACAACUGUGCCAACCACCACUUGCCACCAACAUCAGAAACGCCGACAACUCUGCCACCAACAAGCACAGUGCCACCAACAGAACCGUCGAUAACUGUGCCACCAACCACCACAGUUCCACGAACAGACUUGCAGUCAACUGUGCUACCAACCAGUACAGUGCUACCGACAGAAUCAACCACAGUACUUCCAACAUCUGUAAAACAAGAAACUACACAAAAUGCUUUAUCAGAACUGCAGCAGAAAAAAGCACAGUUACUUCAAGAAAUUGAAAGACUCGAGAACCAGAUUGCUGCCUCCAACGCCACUCUCACAGCUCUGCAAAACACCAAUGAAGCCCUGCAACGAGUCAUUGAAGCCAUCGAGGAAGCCGCUGGCAAUUCCGGAAGGAAGCGCCGAUCGCUUACUUACUCUAUCGAUCAAGAUGGCGACACUGUCACGGUCGAUCCAUAUUGUGAGGUAAAUCAGGACAAUGCCGUGACUGGCAACCCAACAGAUCUGCUUCUUACAAUGAUCAAUGAUCUCUCCACCAAGCUGUCCAACCUCACAACCGACCAAAUCACUUGCUUCAAUCAACUCAUUGAUAAUUUCGCCACACUCAUAGAGAAUGGAACCUUCGUUAUCGAUUCGACUGUAUUAGAUAACAUCACGACCGCGGUAGAAGCAGCAAGCAGUGUCGUGGGAGACCAAGUCCAAUCAGUUCAACUGCUCGUCAAUAUUUUGCAAGAACAAAAACAAAAUAAAACGGAUGAGCUUGACCAAGUGGAGAGCCAAAUAGCAGCAACAACAGUGCCACCAGCAACAGACUCACCAUCCACUUCAACUGUGCCACCAACCACCACAGUGCCACCAACCACCACAGUGUCACCAAAAACAGACUCACCUGCCACCAACCUCCUCAGUACCAUCAACCACCACAUUGCCACCAACCACCACAGUUCCACCAACCACCAUAGUGCCACAAACCACCAUGCUGCCACCAACAACAGAAUCACGGUCAACUGUGUCACCAACCCCCACAGUGCCAACAACAACAGAACCGUCACCAACUGUGCCACCAACCACCACAGUGCCACUUACAACAGACUCACCGGCAACUGUGCCAAAAACCACCACAUGCCACCAACCACCACAGUGUCGCCAACCACCAUAGUGCCACCAACAACAGAUUCACCGCACAGUGCCACCAACCACCACAGUGCCACCAACAACAGAUUCACCGGCAACUGUGCCACCAACCACCACAGUGCCACCAACAACAGAUUCACCGGCAACUUUGCCACCAACCACCACAGUGCCACCAGCAACAGAAUCACCGUCAACUAUGCCACCAACCACCACAGUGCCAUCAACAAGAACAGUAGCACCAACAACAAACUCACCGUCAACUGUGCCACCAACCACCACAGUGCCACCAACAACAGAAUCACUGACAACUGUUCCACCAACCACCACAUGCCACUUACAACAGACUCACCGUCAACUGUGCCACCAACCACCACAGUGACACCAACCACCACAGUGACACCAGCAACAAAACCACCAACAACUCACAGUGCCACCACCAACAGAAUCACCGUCAACUGUGCCACCAACCACCACAGUGCCACCAACCACCACAUUCCCACCACCAACAGAAUCACCGACAACUUGCCACCACCAACAGAAUCACCGUCAACUGCGCCACCAACCACCACAGUGCCACCAACCACCACAUUGCCACCACCAACAGAAUCACCGACAACUCACAGUGCCACCAACCACCACAUUGCCACCACCAACAGAAUCACCGACAACUGUGCCACCAACCAGCACAGUGCCACGAACCACCACAUUGCCACCAACAACAGAAUCACCUGCCUCCAACAACAGACUUACCGUCAACUGUGCCACAAACGACUACAUGCCACCAACAACAGAAUCACCGUCAACUGUGCUACCAACGACCACAGUGCCUCCAACAACAGACUCACCGUCAACUUGCCACCCAACAACAGACUCACCGUCAACUGUGCCACCAACGACCACAGUGCCACCAACAACAGACUCACCGUUAACUGUGCCACCAACUACCACAUUCACAGUGCCACCAACAACAGACUCACCGUCAACUGUGCCACUAACCAGAACAGUGCCACCAACCUCCACAUGCCACCACCAACAGAAUCACCGAUAACUGUGCCACCAACCACCACAGUGCCACUGACAACAGACUCACCGUCAACUGUGCCACUGACAACAGACUCACCAAUCACCUUCAACUGUGCCACGAACUACCACAAUGCCACCAACCACCACAGUGCCACCAGCAACAGAACCACCAUCAACUGUGCCACCUACCACCACAGUGCCACCAACCACCACAGUGCCACCAGCGACAGAAUCACCAUCAACUGUGCCACCUACCACCACAGUGCCACCACCAACAGAAUCACCGUCAACUGCGCCACAAACCAAAACAGUGCCACCAGCAUCAGAAUCACCGUCAACUUGCCACCAACAACAGAAUCGCCAUCAACUAUGCCACCAACCACCACAGUGCCACCAAUAACAGAAUCACCGUCAACUGUGCCACCAACCACCACAGUGCCACCAACAACAGAAUCACCGUCAACUGUGCCACCAACCAGCACAAUACCACUAACCACUGACCAACAAAAGUCUACUGAUCUACAAACAGCCUCAGAGAUACCAUCUACCACAGGUUCACAGUCAACCAAUAACCCACCAGCUUCUGUUCAACUGUCAACCACUGCAGGACAGUCAGCGACCAUUUCGCAGACGGUCACAACAUUACUGAUAGCAAAUGAAAACAACACUGAGACACCAACAGCAACCACAGUGUCCCCAACAACGACACCCCAGCUGACAACCCCUAAGGCACCAACAACCACAGAAUCACCAACAACUAAACCAGCCACUUUAUCGGCGUUGGAAAAAAGACGGGCAGAGUUAUUACAGGAAAUCGAAGACCUGGAAAACCAAAUUGCUGCCACCAACGCCUCCGUCACUGCUCUCCAGGAGACACAGGCGGCGCUGCAGAAGGUCACCGAGGCCAUAGAACAAGCCACAGGCAACUCUGGAAGGAAGCGACGGUCGCUGACUUACUCCAUCAACCACGGCGACGACGCCGUCACGGUCGAUCCCUAUUGUGAGGUCAAUGAAGCCGAUGCCUUGACAGGCGAUCCAGCAGAAGUACUUCUUACAAUGAUCAACGAUCUCUCUGCCAAGAUGUCCAAUCUCACGGCUCACCAAAUAAGCUGCUUCAGCCAGCUCAUCAGUAAUUUUGCAACAUUCAUAGCAAACGGAACCUUCGUUAUUGACUCCAACUUGAUCGAUAACAUCACGGCUGCUGCAGAAGAUGCAAGCAGCGUCGUGGGAGACCAAAUUCAAGUCACCAGAUACAACCACAGCGCUACUUACAACCACAGCGUCACCAACGACUACAGCACAACUAUUAACCAAAACAACAACCAACAUGCCACCUAUUACCAUAUCACAACCAAUUACAACAGUGCCACUACGAACCACAGUCCAAAAACAGAGCCACUAACCACUGAAUCAUUGACAACUACAGUUCCGCCUACAACAGCUAGACCAUACCAACAACAUUUACCGGGCCACCAACAAACCACUAAGAAACCAGUAACCAUGGCAUCACAUACCACUGAACUACCAACAUCCACAACAUCGCAAACCACUGAAGUACCAACAGCCACUAAGAAAUCAAUAACUACAUCACAGAUCAAUGAACUACCUAUAAUCACUGCACAACUAACAACCACAUUACAGCCUAAGCAACAACCACUGUGCCACAAACAACCUUGGGACCAACAGCAACCGCAGUGCCAUCAGCCACUGAGCAACCACAAUGCUAACAACCACUACACAGUACCAAGUCUGCUACCAGCAACCACAUUUGGAUCAGGCUACCACAGUGCCUGCAAGAACCUUGGCACCAUCAACAACCGAGGAACAGGAAUCCACAGUGCCAGCAACAACCUUGGCACCAUCAACAACCGAGAAACAGGAAACCACAGUGUCAGCAACAACUUUGGCACCAUCAACAACCGAGGAACAGGAAACCACAGUGCCAGCAACAACCUUGGCACCAUCAACAACCUUGGCACCAUCAACAACCGAGAAACAGGAAUCCACAGUGCCAGCAACAACCUUGGCACCAUCAACAACCGAGAAACAGGAAACCACAGUGCCAGCAACAACCUUGGCACCAUCAACAACCGAGGAACAGGAAACCACAGUGCCAGCAACAACCUUGGCACCAUCAACAACCUUGGCACCAUCAACAACCGAGAAACAGGAAACCACAGUGCCAGCAACAACCUUGGCACCAUCAACAACCGAGAAACAGGAAACCACAGUGCCAGCAACAACCUUGGCACCAUCAACAACCGAGGAACAGGAAACCACAGUGCCAGCAACAACCUUGGCACCAUCAACAACCGAGAAACAGGAAACCACAGUGUCAGCAACAACUUUGGCACCAUCAACAACCGAGGAACAGGAAACCACAGUGCCAGCAACAACCUUGGCACCAUCAACAACCUUGGCACCAUCAACAACCGAGAAACAGGAAACCACAGUGCCAGCAACAACCUUGCCACCAUCAACAACCGAGAAACAGGAAACCACAGUGCCAGCAACAACCUUGGCACCAUCAACAACCGAGGAACAGGAAACCACAGUGCCACCAACAACCUUGGCACCAUCAACAACCGAGAAACAGGAAACCACAGUGCCAGCAACAACCUUGGCACCAUCAACAACCGAGGAACAGGAAACCACAGUGCCACCAACAUUGGCACCAUCAACAACCGAGGAACAGGAAACCACAGUGCCACCAACAACAUUGGCACCAUCAACAACCGAGAAACAGGAAACCACAGUGCCAGCAACAACCUUGGCACCAUCAACAACCGAGGAACAGGAAACCACAGUGCCAACAACAACCUUGGCACCAUCAACAACCGAGGAACAGGAAACCACAGUGCCAGAAACAACCUUGGCACCAUUAACAACCGAGAAGAAGGAAACCACAGUGCCAGCAACAACCUUGGCACCAUCAACAACCGAGAAGCAGGAAACCACAGUGCCAGCAACAACCUUGGCACCAUCAACAACCUUGGCACCAUCAACAACCGAGAAACAGGAAACCACAGUGCCAGCAACAACCUUGGCACCAUCAACAACCUUGGCACCAUCAACAACCGAGAAACAAGAAACCACAGUGCCACCAACAACCGAGAAACAGGAAACCACAGUGCCACCAACAACCUUGGCACCAUCAACAGCCGAGGAACAGGAAUCCACAGUGCCAAAAACCUUGGCACCAUCAACAACAGAGGAACAGGAAACCACAGUGCCAGCAACAACCUUGGCACCAUCAACAACCUUGGCACCAUCAACAACCGAGAAACAGGAAACCACAGUGCCAGCAACAACCUUGGCACCAUCAACAAGCGAGGAACAGGAAACCACAGUGCCAGCAACAACCUUGGCACCAUCAACAACCUUGGCACCAUCAACAACCGAGGAACAGGAAUCCACAGUGCCAAAAACCUUGGCACCAUCAACAGCAGAGGAACAGGAAACCACAGUGCCAGCAACAACCUUGGCACAAUCAACAACCUUGGCACCAUCAACAACCGAGAAACAGGAAACCACAGUGCCAGCAACAACCUUGGCACCAUCAACAACCUUAGCACCAUCAACAACCGAGGAACAGGAAUCCACAGUGCCAAAAACCUUGGCACCAUCAACAACCGAGGAACAGGAAACCACAGUGCCAGCAACAACCUUGGCACCAUCAACAACCUUGGCACCAUCAACAGCCGAGGAACAGGAAUCCACAGUGCCAACAACCUUAGCACCAUCAACAGCCGAGGGACAGGAAUCCACAGUGCCAACGACCUUGGCACCAUCAACAGCAGAGGGACAGGAAACCACAGUGCCACCAACAACCUUGGCACCAUCAACAGCCGAGGAACAGGAAUCCACAGUGCCAACAACCUUGGCACCAUCAACAGCCGAGGGACAGGAAUCCACAGUGCCAACGACCUUGGCACCAUCAACAGCAGAGGGACAGGAAACCACAGUGCCAGCAACAACCUUGGCACCAUCAACAGCCGAGGGACAGGAAUCCACAGUGCCAACGACCUUUGCACCACCAACAGCAGAGGGACAGGAAACCACAGAGCCAGCAACAACCUUGGCACCAUCAACAACCGAGGAACAGGAAUCCACAGUGCCAAAAACCUUGGCACCAUCAACAGCCGAAGGACAGGAAACCACAGAGCCAGCAACAACCUUGGCACCAUCAACAACCGAGGAACAGAAAUACACAGUGCCAACAACCUUGGCACCAUCAACAGCCGAAGGACAGGAAACCACAGUGCCAACAACCUUAGCACCAUCAACAACCGAGAAACAGGAAACCCCAGUGCCACCAACAACCUUGACACCAUCAACAACCAUGCAACCAACAACCGAGGAACAGGAAACCACAGUGCCAGCAACAUCCUUGGCACCAUCAACAACCGAGCAACCACAUCAACACAAGUUGUAAACCAACAAACAACUACAUUGCCACCAUCAACUACAAGUCCUUCGUCAGACACAGUGUCACCAACAUCAGUGCCACCAUCAACCACACUGUUACCAACAAACACAGCAGAACAAACCACUCCCUUACCUACAACCACGAUAUCGCUAGUCACUGAGCCCACGACUACUCUGCUGACAACAAGCAUUCAACCACCAACAACCAAAGUGAUGCCCACUAACUCACCAUCAAUCACAGCUUUGCCGAUAGCAACGGAAACACAACCAAAUACUGAGACACCAACAACCACAGAAUCACCAGCCACUUUAUCGGCGUUGGAAAAAAGACGGGCAGAGUUAUUACAGGAAAUCGAAGACCUGGAAAACCAAAUUGCUGCCACCAACGCCUCCGUCACUGCUCUCCAGGAGACACAGGCGGCGCUGCAGAAGGUCACCGAGGCCAUAGAACAAGCCACAGGCAACUCUGGAAGGAAGCGACGGUCGCUGACUUACUCCAUCAACCACGGCGACGACGCCGUCACGGUCGAUCCCUAUUGUGAGGUCAAUGAAGCCGAUGCCUUGACAGGCGAUCCAGCAGAAGUACUUCUUACAAUGAUCGACGAUCUCUCUGCCAAGAUGUCCAAUCUCACGGCUCACCAAAUAAGCUGCUUCAGCCAGCUCAUCAGUAAUUUUGCAACAUUCAUAGCAAACGGAACCUUCGUUAUUGACUCCAGCUUGAUCGAUAACAUCACGGCUGCUGUAGAAGAUGCAAGCAGCGUCGCGGGAGAUCAAAUUCAGUCUUUGCAAUCACUCAUUAACAGCUUGCAAGCACAAAAAGAAAACGUAACAGCAGAGCUUGCACAACUCGAAAGUCAACUAUUAUCAACAGUACCCAUCUGGCUCAUACAAGAAAGGAUAAACGAAUUACGUGAAACACAAGAAUUACCAUCGACUACCCCCGAGAUAACCGAAACAACCAGUGCCCUGCUAACAACCAUUCAGCCACCAACAACCACUGAGCCGCCAGCAACCCCUGAGCCGCCAACAACCACUCAACCUCCUGCAACUAUCAUGCCACCAACCACCACUGAACCUAUAGAUAUACCCACUACCGAAAUACCGGUUAUUCCUGAUAUAUCAAAACGUCCAAAGGCUAGAAAGAUCUACCUGCUUAUCCAACAAAUCGUUAAAACCUAG